AUGGCGCCCUCGAAAAAGGCAUCAACCUCCUUGAAAUCCGGUCGUCCCCCAACAUCCAAGACAACACCCGCCUCAAUAUCAUCCAAAGCCACACAAAAGCUCAUCAUAGCCUACCACGCCCUACAAAAGGACCUCACAAAAGCAAAAGCCACCAACGACCACUCCAAAGCCACCAACCUCCAAUCCCAAAUCGACGCGCUCGGAGGUCUAGAAGCCUACCAACGAGCCAGCAUCCAAGGCCAAUCCACCUCUCGCGGCGGCGACUCCUCUCUAGUCCUCAUGACCUGGCUCAAACCCUACAUCCCCGAGCUAAAAGCACUACAAGCGCCCUUCAAAGUACUAGAAGUCGGAGCCCUAAGCACCAAAAACGCAAUUUCCACGCCCAAACUCUUCCACAUCGAACGCAUAGAUCUCCACGCUCAAAGUCCAGGAAUCUUACAACAGGACUUCAUGCAACGACCCCUCCCCACCCACGAAGCCGAGAAAUUCGACAUGAUCUCCCUAUCGCUGGUCUUGAAUUUCGUGCCAGAUACCAAAGGAAGAGGAGAAAUGCUUCGUCGCACCACUCAAUUUCUUCGACGUCCAUCUUCUCCUCCUCCUUCUUCUUCUUCAUCCACCAUGCAGGAAGACCUCGCAGCGACACUAUUCCUAGUCCUGCCAGCGCCAUGUAUAGAGAAUGCCCGCUACAACACCGAAGAAAGAUUAACUCUCAUCAUGGCCAGUCUCGGAUACUGUCUACUGCAAAGAAAACAGACGGCGAAAUUGGUCUAUUAUCUCUGGCAAUGGCGCGACGAAGCAGUGCUCACAGAGCAGAAAUUCACAAAGCUGAUGUUGAGGGAUAAAGGUGGCAUGAAUAACUUUUGCAUUGAGCUGGUGCAGGAGCAGCAACAACAACAUACAGACGACAAAUUUUCGCCUCUCAGAGAAUUCUGA
This is a messenger RNA of Ramularia collo-cygni, 933 nucleotides long. RefSeq names its product related to UPF0657 nucleolar protein C630.10. The transcript has a single exon. Gene Ontology annotation, molecular function: rRNA (adenine) methyltransferase activity. Gene Ontology annotation, cellular component: nucleolus. The coding region runs from base 1 to 933 and encodes 310 amino acids. The record is from RefSeq and is a predicted model, not a curated record. NCBI's taxonomy places the organism in Eukaryota, Fungi, Ascomycota, Dothideomycetes, Mycosphaerellales, Mycosphaerellaceae.